Condylostylus longicornis is the source of this 908-nucleotide messenger RNA. It is a transcript of the gene ppl, whose product is annotated as glycine cleavage system H protein. Lineage: Eukaryota; Metazoa; Arthropoda; Insecta; Diptera; Dolichopodidae. Gene Ontology annotation, cellular component: glycine cleavage complex; mitochondrion; cytoplasm. The transcript has a single exon. The record is from RefSeq and is a predicted model, not a curated record. Bases 310 to 804 code for a protein of 164 amino acids. Gene Ontology annotation, biological process: glycine decarboxylation via glycine cleavage system; protein lipoylation.
GAGAAAAUAUUUUUCUGAUUUUUACGACCUCCAAUACAAGUGAUAAGAAUUGAUUUUUUUUUAAAUAAUAAACAAAAUAUACUUUAUCAAAUUGAAUAAAAAUAAAUGAGAAAAACUACAUAAUUGCUGUUUACGCGAGUGUUAACUGUUGGGAAAAAAUAUUAAGCAUCAGAAACAGUAUUGUCAAUUGCUUCAUUGUCAUUCAAGAAAAAGAUUUCAAUCAGAAAGUACGCAAAACAAAAUAACUCCAAAUUUUAGAAAACUUUAAGUACGUAUUAUCGAUUUAUAUAAAUUAUUCUAAACUAGAAAAUGGUUUUCACAAGAAAAAUAGUUCAAACAACGUAUUUAAUUAGUAAAUCAUUGUCACGGAGUAACUUAGUCAAGCCAAAGUAUAUUACAACAUCCAGCGUAAAUUUAUCAAGUGAACAGCGUUUAUAUACUGAUAAACAUGAAUGGGUAUCUGUAUCAGGUGAUAUAGGUACAGUUGGUAUAUCGCAUUAUGCUCAAGAAGCUUUAGGAGAUAUUGUGUUUGCUCAAUUACCUGAUGUAGGCAAAAAACUAUCUAUUAAAGAAGAAUGUGGAGCUUUAGAGAGUGUUAAAGCAGCUAGUGAAUUGUAUUCACCAGUUUCUGGAGAGGUUGUAGAAAAAAAUUCCGAGGUUGAAGAUCAGCCUGCAUUAAUUAAUUCGAAUUGCUAUGAUAAAGGAUGGUUAUUUAAAGUAAAGUUAUCAGAUCGUGAUGAAUUGAAAAAAUUAAUGGAUGAACAAAAAUAUUCUGAGUUUUUAAAGACUGAUGAUGCCCAUUAGCAAUUUAUUAAUAUAAAUUUUCAAUUUUAAGUAGGUUUUUUUUUUGUAAAGACACUGUUUUUUGUUUUUUAAUUUGGUUUGUAAAAAAUAAAUAAUUAACAUUA